AUGGAUUUCUCUCAGGACGCCGGCCACGAUCCAGCCUACGAGCCUCAAAUCGUUCACGAGCAAGGCCAGCCGCCACAACCCCUCCACGAUGACCAGCAGCAAAAUGGACAGUCUCAGAGUGCCGUCACAGACUCGCCAAUGGAAGUCGACUCCCAGUCCCGAUACAAUUCUCCUAAUCUACCACAUCAACAACAAGGGUCGAGGCCUAGUUCUGGCAUGAGUGCACCUGCUCAAUCCUCCCACUCGCAAGGGCAAGGUCAGCAGCAGAACAAGAGCAGCGUCGUCAUCAAGGUUGGCAUGGUCGGAGAUGCCCAGAUUGGCAAGACCAGUCUAAUGGUCAAGUACGUCGAAGGGAGUUGGGAUGAAGACUACAUACAGACUCUUGGGGUCAACUUUAUGGAGAAGACCAUUUCUAUCCGUAACACUGAAAUUACGUUCUCAAUAUGGGAUUUGGGAGGACAGCGAGAAUUCGUUAACAUGUUGCCUUUGGUCUGCAACGACGCAGUAGCCAUUCUCUUCAUGUUCGAUCUAACGCGGAAAUCCACUUUGAACAGCAUCAAAGAAUGGUAUCGACAAGGACGAGGCUUCAACAAGACGGCGAUUCCCUUCCUCAUUGGAACAAAAUACGAUCACUUCGUUAACUUUCCUCGGGAAGAUCAAGAGGAGAUCAGUAACCAAGCACGCCGGUUCGCCAAAGCUAUGCGCGCUAGCCUCAUCUUCAGCAGUACCAGCCAUAGUAUUAACGUCCAGAAGAUUUUUAAAAUCGUCCUUUCCAAAGCCUUCGACCUCAAAUGCACCAUCCCGGAAAUCGAGAACGUUGGUGAGCCGCUGCUAUUGUAUCAGUCUGUGAACUAG
This is a messenger RNA of Cyphellophora europaea CBS 101466, 855 nucleotides long. RefSeq names its product septum-promoting GTP-binding protein 1. Gene Ontology annotation, molecular function: GTP binding; GTPase activity. NCBI's taxonomy places the organism in Eukaryota, Fungi, Ascomycota, Eurotiomycetes, Chaetothyriales, Cyphellophoraceae. The record is from RefSeq and is a predicted model, not a curated record. The transcript has 4 exons. Gene Ontology annotation, cellular component: spindle pole body. Gene Ontology annotation, biological process: regulation of exit from mitosis. Bases 1 to 855 code for a protein of 284 amino acids.